GCAGUGAAACGCAACGACUAAAGAGAGUGGAGGAGAGGAGGAAGGAGGAUGAUGGGAGCGAUGAUUAUUGCUGCACACAAGUGACCCACAUCUUACAGUAGACCCACAUAUUAUCUAGACUUGUUCUUGUACUCGAGGAUUUUCUUCACCACCAAGAUGUCGGCGUCGGCGAUUUUCAUCCUCGAUCUGAAGGGAAAGGUGCUGAUCUGUCGUAACUACAUGGGGAACAUGGACAUGAAUGAGAUUGACCACUUCAUGCCCAUCCUGAUGAAGAGGGAAGAAGACGCUGAGAUGACACCCCUGGUCAGCCAUGGCUCUGCACACUUCAUGUGGAUCAAACACAGCAACCUUUACUUGGUGGCGAUGACCAAGAAGAAUGCCAACGCUGCUCUUGUGUACUCCUUUCUUUAUAAAAUAAUACAGGUAUUUAAGGAGUACUUUAAGGAGCUUGAGGAGGAGAGCAUUCGUGACAACUUUGUGACGGUUUACGAGCUGAUGGACGAAGUGAUGGACUUCGGCUUCCCUCAAACAACUGACAGCAAGAUCCUUCAAGAGUACAUCACCCAGCAGGGUCAUAAAUUAGAGGUAGGGGCUCCUCGACCUCCUGCCACCGUCACCAACGCUGUGUCUUGGCGGUCAGAGGGCAUCAAGUACAGGAAGAACGAAGUUUUCAUGGACGUCAUUGAGUCAGUAAAUCUGCUGGUGAGCGCCAAUGGCAGCGUCCUACGCAGCGAAAUAGUGGGAAGCAUUAAGCUCAAAGUGGUCUUGUCGGGGAUGCCUGAACUCAGACUGGGCCUCAAUGACAAAGUGCUGUUUGAAAUCACAGGCAGAGAGAAGAGUAAGACAGUGGAGCUGGAGGAUGUGAAGUUUCAUCAGUGUGUCCGUCUGUCACGCUUUGAGAACGACCGCACCAUUUCGUUCAUCCCCCCUGACGGCGAGAGCGAGCUUAUGUCCUAUCGCCUUAACACUACAGUGAAGCCUCUCAUAUGGAUCGAGAGUGUGAUUGAGAAGUUCUCUCACAGCCGUGUGGAGAUCAAGGUGAAGGCUCGGAGUCAGUUUAAGAGUCGGUCCACUGCCAACAACGUGUCCAUUAUGGUGCCAGUGCCCAGUGAUGCUGACUCACCCAAGUUCAAGACUAGCACAGGCAGCGCCAAGUGGGUGCCCGAGAAGAGCGCCGUGCAGUGGAACAUCAAGUCUUUCCCUGGUGGUAAGGAGUACAUCAUGCGGGCGCACUUUGGGCUACCCAGUGUGGAAAGCGAUGAAUUGGAGGCGAAGAGACCAGUCACAGUUAACUUUGAGAUCCCCUAUUUCACUGUGUCUGGAAUUCAGGUGCGUUACCUAAAGAUCAUUGAGAAGAGCGGUUACCAGGCGUUACCAUGGGUGCGCUACAUCACACAAAGUGGAGAUUACCAGCUCCGGACAAACUAAAGGGCACAGAUGCUGCUAGACGAAUGGAUAUUUUCUCUCUCUGUCUGUCUUCCUCUCUCCUCUCCUCUCCUCUCUCUGUUUCUCCAGCUCCCCAUCUGCACUGGACAGCAGAGGACAAGCGCAGGAGGACACAUGAAUUUUUUUUUUUUUUUUUCCCAGUCUGAGUGGAAACAAGACAUCACCCCUUCCUCUAAGACUAAAUCAACUCAGAUGGGAAAGGCUGUUGCAUCACCUCUGACCUGUGAUUCUGUGUUUUCUAAGGGUUCCUCAGGACUCCAAUAAAAUGUUUUAAUAUGUGAGUAAUGAACCGAUGACUUUGUGACACUGUCUGGUUCUGGCAGGCUCUCAUUUCCUCACUUUUGAUGUGAUAUCCCUCAAGGUUAAUUUAGAGAAGAAUUUGGGGAACAAACCAUUAUUUUUUAAUCAAGUUUUCCUCAGAAAGGGAAAAAAAUAUAGAAUUAAAUGAAUCCAUAUCUAUUUUGAGUUCUUGGCUUUACCACUGAAACGUGGCUUUAUACUGUGUAACGUGUAAACCAACAUAUUCUAUAGUGCCAGUGUAGAGUAACUGUGGGUUGUUGUUCUGAACUACUAUGAUGUUGGAGACUGGUGACGCGUGCCAUGUAGCGAAUCUGAAAUUUUUCUUUUUUUGAAAAGGUUGCAGCAUUCUAUCACUACACCACAUCUUGGCACAUCUGUCAGCACAUUUAACUAUAAGGGUUUUUAUUCCCGAUAUGUUGUGUCCUUAAUAUCUACUUUAUUACCCAUGUACAUUGUUAUUCAGUUGUCAAUGUUCAUCCCUCUGAAAGGCAUAUAUUUUGCUGGGACCUCUGUCUUAUACAUUCAUUGCCUUAAAAAACUGCCUAUGUGUCAUCACCUUUAGCACUGUGAACAUAAUCCCCAGUGCACUGAAACUAACAGCAGCGACCAGAUCAAUGAUUAAUAAGGCACAAUAUUGUCAGAGGCGUUGGCAGUGUAACAUAAUAUUGUCGACACACUCCCGUGGGGCCUGUAACCUUGUCCUUGUGCUCGAAAUCAGCUUGCAGCUUUGAGGCAGAGACUGAAGGAAUGAGCACAGCACGGACAUUUUUGUCAUAUUGUUAUCUGUUGUUUAUACUGUACUAGUUAGUCUCCUGUGGUAAUUGCUUUGAAGGACGAGAAAGGGGGCUCAGAAAGGGGGAUAGGAGAAAGGGAAAAAUAACCUGAAGGGACUUAUUUCUUUGCAGAAUCUCAGAAUAUUGACAAUAUGUUGAGGUAAUCGUUUUUUCAUGACUCUUUAUUUUUUUAUGUGUCGACCUCUGCAGGCCUCUAUUCUUCUUCAAAGCAGUUUGUGGUGUAAUUCACUCCCUCUGUUGUGCAUGCAUUGCACCACAUCAGUUCAGCUGCACUGCCCAAAGCACAAGAGAGUCCUGAGUCAUUUUAUUGCAUCACUGCUGUUAAGAUAAAAAAAAAACAAGCCCUUUAUUAUAAUCAAUCCAUUAUCCUGUGUGGGACAUAUUUCAGACACCAGUGAGGAUUUUUAAUGUGUCUUGUCAUGUGUUUUCGUUAAUUUAUCAACUACUGUUUGUCCAUAGGAAGAAAAGGGAUAUAUUUGGAAAUAAACAAUUUUUUGUAUCUUGUUUUGAAA
Messenger RNA from Toxotes jaculatrix (banded archerfish), 3052 nucleotides. It is a transcript of the gene ap1m3, whose product is annotated as adaptor related protein complex 1 subunit mu 3. The coding region runs from base 157 to 1428 and encodes 423 amino acids. Gene Ontology annotation, cellular component: clathrin adaptor complex; clathrin-coated vesicle. Lineage: Eukaryota; Metazoa; Chordata; Actinopteri; Toxotidae. Gene Ontology annotation, molecular function: clathrin-cargo adaptor activity. Gene Ontology annotation, biological process: vesicle-mediated transport; intracellular protein transport. The transcript has 12 exons. The record is from RefSeq and is a predicted model, not a curated record.